CCGCGGCGGCCGGAUUUCCUGAGAGCCUCUCGGAGUUUUGGAGGCGAGAGAGCCGUGCGGAGGGGGGCUUGGCGCCGGCUGGCCGUGGCUGGUGGUGUCUGACUUUUUGUUCCUCCACGACACCCCUUCUGGCCACCAUGAGGCCUCCCGGCCUCGCGCCCUUGGCCGGCUCUCCCCUGCGGACCGGAGAAGGCGCGGUCCCGGACCCGCGCCUCACGCCCCUGUCGGUCGGACUCUCCCCGGGCGUGUGCCGCACCAAACUAGGGCGAAGCUUGGCUAGAGAGGAGCCGAGAAGCCGGGUGCCUGUGCGUGCGUAAAUGCACCGUAUGUAGCGAGGAGUCCGCCUCCCACCGAGCCGUUCGGGGUUUGUUGCUCUGGUUGUCAGAUGUCGGAAGGCAACAGGACAGAACAUACUCUCCGUGUUGUUUUUUUUUUUUGAUAUCCGUCCUGGGGUUCUGUGAUGAAAAGUGAACUUUGGUUCCUGUGACUCGUGCCUGUUGUCGAUAGAGUUGAGCUUUGCAUUGAGGGAUAAAUAAAAGCACCGCCUCCCACCUGGACAUAAAUGGAUCUGAAGACAGCAGUGUUUAACGCAGCUCGCGAUGGCAAACUCCGGCUUCUCACCAAGUUGUUGGCCAGCAAAUCCAAAGAGGAGAUUUCCUCCCUGAUCUCCGAGAAAACGAAUGGGGCCACGCCGCUCCUGAUGGCGGCCAGGUAUGGGCACCUGGACAUGGUGGAGUUCCUCUUGGAGCAGUGCAGCGCCUCCAUAGAAAUAGGGGGCUCGGUCAAUUUUGACGGUGAAACCAUCGAGGGGGCUCCCCCUUUGUGGGCCGCUUCUGCAGCAGGACAUCUGAAGGUGGUCCAGUCUCUGUUAAAUCAUGGAGCAUCUGUGAACAACACGACUUUGACCAAUUCAACUCCUCUAAGAGCUGCCUGCUUCGAUGGCCACUUGGAAAUAGUGAAGUACCUUGUAGAACACAAAGCUGACUUGGAAGUGUCAAACCGGCAUGGGCAUACCUGCUUGAUGAUUUCAUGUUACAAAGGACACAAAGAGAUUGCGCAGUAUUUACUUGAAAAGGGAGCAGAUGUUAAUAGAAAGAGUGUUAAAGGUAAUACUGCAUUGCAUGAUUGUGCAGAAUCUGGAAGUUUGGACAUCAUGAAGAUGCUUCUAAUGUAUUGUGCCAAGAUGGAAAAGGAUGGUUAUGGAAUGACUCCCCUUCUCUCAGCAAGUGUGACUGGUCACACAAAUAUUGUGGAUUUUCUGACUCACCAUGCACAGACUAGCAAAACAGAGCGGAUCAAUGCUUUAGAGCUUCUGGGAGCUACAUUUGUAGACAAAAAAAGAGAUCUACUUGGGGCUUUAAAAUACUGGAAAAAGGCAAUGAACAUGAGGUACAGUGAUAGGACUAAUAUAAUUAGCAAACCAGUACCUCAGACACUAAUAAUGGCUUAUGAUUAUGCCAAGGAGGUAAACAGUUCAGAAGAGCUAGAAGGUCUUAUUGCUGAUCCUGAUGAGAUGAGAAUGCAGGCACUAUUAAUUAGAGAACGUAUUCUUGGUCCUUCUCAUCCUGAUACCUCUUACUAUAUUAGGUAUAGAGGUGCUGUCUAUGCAGACUCUGGAAAUUUCAAACGAUGCAUCAACCUAUGGAAGUAUGCUUUGGAUAUGCAACAGAACAAUUUGGACCCGUUAAGCCCAAUGACCGCCAGCAGCUUAUUAUCUUUUGCAGAACUGUUUUCUUUUAUGUUACAGGAUAGGGCUAAAGGCCUGCUGGGUACCACUGUUACAUUUGAUGAUCUUAUGGGCAUAUUGUGCAAAAGUGUCCUUGAAAUAGAGCGAGCUAUCAAACAGACUCAGUGUCCAGCUGACCCCUUACAGUUAAAUAAGGCUCUUUCCAUCAUUUUGCACUUAAUUUGCUUGUUAGAAAAAGUUCCUUGUACUCUAGAACAGGACUACUUCAAAAAGCAGACUAUAUACAGAUUUCUUAAGCUGCAUCCAAGGGGAAAGAAUAACUUCAGCCCUCUUCAUCUGGCUGUGGACAAGAAUACUACAUGUGUAGGGCGGUAUCCUGUUUGCAAAUUUCCAUCUCUGCAAGUUACUGCCAUACUGAUAGAAUGUGGUGCUGAUGUGAACGUCAGAGACUCCGAUGACAACAGUCCCCUACAUAUUGCUGCUCUGAACAACCAUCCAGACAUCAUGAAUCUCCUUAUCAAAUCAGGUGCACAUUUUGAUGCCACAAACUUGCACAAACAAACUGCUAGUGACUUGUUGGACGAGAAAGAAAUAGCUAAAAAUUUGAUCCAGCCCAUAAAUCAUACCACAUUGCAGUGUCUUGCUGCUCGUGUCAUAGUGAAUCAUAGAAUAUAUUAUAAGGGGCAUAUCCCAGAAAAGCUAGAGACCUUUGUUUCACUUCACAGAUGAUAAUUUGACUGUAUUUUAGCACUGUUAAAGCACGAAUUAUUAACAGUUGUUUCAUAAAUGAGCACUGUUGUGAUAACACCAGCAUUCAUUUAGCUUGAUAUCAUCGUGCUCUCAUUGGCUAAAACAUUAUAAGCAUCAAAUUUACAGGAUUGGUUUCCCAGUAUUUACUAUAAAUAUACCAUAUAAUAUAUUGUUUGUGAAUUAUUGAAAAAUGUAAUGUCAUAAUUCAAAUUUCUAAAAUUGUCUGCCAAAGGCUUAUUCAUUCUAGUUUUGUUUGCUGUUUGGUGUUUGGGACAGAGUUAACCAUUCUUCAGUGGUAUCUUUAUACCCUUCUGGUUUGUGAAUUUUAUACAAUUGAAGGUCUUUCUUUUCUGCUUUUUUCCAAGCUUCUACCAUUUUCACUUUAUAUUUUUUCUAACCAUUUCUACUUAUCAUUUCCCCAUCCUCUUAUGGACCCAUAAACUUUAUGUACAAACUUUAUGGACUCGUUACCAUAUGCAGUUACCAUAAGUGCUUUAUCUUCUCUACGCACCGGCUUAAACUUGACUGUUGUAUAUUAGCAUAUUUUCUAUGCAGCAGUUGAUCAACUUCAACUCAAAACACUGUUGAGUUUGUUACAAAGUUCAUUUUAUGAAAGUACUCUUGUAGCAUGGCAAUUUCUACAGCUAUUGGUUAGCUACCUGAGCUCAAGCUUUUUUUUUCUUCCACAUCUGAGAUUUCUUUCUCUAAUCCACUGAAGUUAUUAUGUGCUAAAUUUGGGAAACAAAUCUAACUCAUUAACCCAGUUGAAAUUUAGGUCUGUCAUCUUAAUAUAUCAUGCAGUAAAAGGAGGAAUCUUUUAAAAGUGACCCACCUUUCAUGCUGUGCCAGCAUUGUCCUGCUUGUGCUGAUGAAGUGAUUAGGUAUAGAGAAGCUUAAAUUUAAACUCAAAUUUAUCACACAGCUUAAUGAGUCACAUUGAAAUAUUCAGUAAUUGAACUGCAAAUCAUUUUUAGUUACAAAAAGAGCUAAAGCAUGUCAAUGGCAUGAUGCUUGCCAAGCCAAAUCUAGACAUCUAGGAUAAUUAAGAUAUUUUAGUAUGCAAUUGACUGCCAUUGUAUCAAAGGUCAGUAACAAUGUUCUUUCUUUCUUCAAGCUUAAGUAUACCUUUAAAGAUAACUUGCAUGAAUUAUUUUGGUCUCAAUUAUUUGUCACCAUAGUUAAACACAAAAGGUUGCAGUGCUUUUCCCUUACUGAAAGUUAGUUUUUCUUGACUUUUUUUUCCCCCCUCAGUGUUUUUUAAACAGCUUUACUAAUGCCACAGAAAGGGCUCUUUUAACUUAAGAUAAAUGAAACAUACUAAAAAGAUUCAGGUAAUUAUUAUUCAGCACUUUAUUGUUUUUCAGAAUAAAAUUUAUGAUGGCAUAUUUGCCCUGCAAAUGUCUUACUUAAUGAAAUUGUUAUAAAUAAAAACUCCUUAUUGGUUUGAGAAAAACUCGGUUUACCUGUGAGUUUAGUGAGCUGGAUCACUGGGAUUUUUCUGUCAUUUUAUUCUGAGGGUUGAUGUACUAGUAUUUAAGGAGUCAUCAUUGCAAACAGUCACAUUAGGUUUAUUUCAUCUUUACUCAGUAAAAUGCUUUUAAUGAAGAAUAGUAAAUAAAACAGCAUUAGACUUUGUGGUUAAAUAAUUGAGGUUUAAUUUUUAAAAAGAUAUCCUUAUUUUACUAGGUUGUAAAUUUAAUUUCACCAUUAAAAGAGGUGAAUUGGAUUUAAAUGGUUCCUCUCUAAUCUUUUGAUGAAGAGAUUUUAAUAUCUUACCAUGGGCAAAUUCGAUGAAAUAUUUGAACUGCCACAUAUAUUAAGAAUAAUUUGUGAUUUAGACAAGUAUUCUAGAAAUAUCAGACAUCAAUAUUUUAAAUAAUUGACUCAACUGUGAUACAAGAAUUAUAUAUGCCUGAGCUAUUUUUUUUUUUU
This is a messenger RNA of Myotis daubentonii (Daubenton's bat), 4369 nucleotides long. RefSeq names its product fem-1 homolog C (gene FEM1C). The record is from RefSeq and is a predicted model, not a curated record. Lineage: Eukaryota; Metazoa; Chordata; Mammalia; Chiroptera; Vespertilionidae. Gene Ontology annotation, molecular function: protein binding.